AUGGCCGUUUCGGUGGGGUCGAGUGGAAACACUUCAAUCGCCGAGUUCCUUUCCACCCACUCGACCGCUGUCACACCGCCGGUCCAGCGGCAAGCAGUGAGCAAAGUCGACAAUCGGGCGGUUUCGUGCUCUCGCGGUUCGCUCGUCACACUCAGCAGCAUCGAGCAGCAUCACAACGCAACACAACUCAACUCCACACGUACUGCUUUCGCAGCUCUUCAACCUUCUCGCUGGCGCCUGUACCUCGGCUCCGUCCCGCAUAGAGCCCCACUCGGCCGUCUUCCAGUCACAAUGCUGCACGCAUCAGCGAUAGCAGGCGCCUGCGCCGGCCUCGUCUCCUCGGUCGUAACAUGCCCGCUCGAUGUGGUCAAAACACGUCUCCAAGCGCAAGAAGGACGUCGUCGACCUCUCCCACCACCAGAAGUAACCAUCGCAUCCAGCACCGCACCACCAAUACCUGAACCGCCUCGCUACCUCGGUCUAACCGCAACGCUCCGCAAGAUCUGGCACGACGACGGUUUUAGAGGCUUCUACCGCGGUCUAGGCCCAACCAUCUUCGGCUACCUCCCCACCUGGGCCAUCUACUUCACCGUCUACGACAACUGCAAAUCCUCUCUUGCACAAAACCACUUGACCGCAUCCGAAGACUUCCUCAACCACAUCCUAUCAGCCAUGACCGCAGGUGCAGCAUCCACCGUCUGCACAUCACCGCUGUGGGUGGUGAAAACCAGGUUCAUGUUGCAGUCUCACAAGGAUACCGGUGUCAAGCCGUAUCGUCAUACGGGGGAUGCCUUUGUACAGAUCUACAAGAGCGAAGGGUUGAGGGGGUUCUACAAGGGCUUGUUGCCAAGCUUGUUCGGGGUGAGCCACGUUGCGGUUCAGUUCCCACUGUACGAGAGCUUCAAGGGUUUGGCUAGGAGCAAUGAGGGAGGGGAGGAGUUGGAGGCGAGCACGAUAUUGCUGUGCAGUAGUACAGCCAAGAUGAUUGCGAGCGUGACGACCUAUCCGCACGAAGUGCUGAGGACGAGGUUGCAGAUGCAGCCGAGGGGCAAGGCGGUCAGCAGUGCGAUACAGGAGACAGUUGCGGCGGUGACAGGUGGGACGGUGGGAAACAAGCCAGCGGCGAAUACGGGCGAGCAGGUGGCCAGAAGAUACACGGGCGUUCUGCAGGCGUGUCGCACCAUCGCCAGGGAGGAAGGACUAAGAGGGUUCUACAAAGGUAUGACAGUCAAUCUGGUCCGCACCGUGCCCAGCUCGGCCCUGACCAUCUUGACGUACGAGCUGAUCAUGCAGCAUCUGACACAUGCUCAGUCCGACUCGGACGAGUCAUGA
Pseudozyma hubeiensis SY62 is the source of this 1332-nucleotide messenger RNA. RefSeq names its product mitochondrial carrier protein. NCBI's taxonomy places the organism in Eukaryota, Fungi, Basidiomycota, Ustilaginomycetes, Ustilaginales, Ustilaginaceae. The record is from RefSeq and is a predicted model, not a curated record. Gene Ontology annotation, biological process: NAD transmembrane transport. The transcript has 2 exons. The coding region runs from base 1 to 1332 and encodes 443 amino acids. Gene Ontology annotation, molecular function: NAD transmembrane transporter activity.